AUCACUGUCAGCGGCUCGGCCAUCUUUACAGAAUGACGAUGGGCAUAUUGGCUAAAAUCUGUUCGGCCAAGCUGACGGCGCUGCGCAAGCAGCACACAUUUUGAUCCGCUCUUCCGUGCGCAAGCAGCACGCAUUUUGCUCUGCUCUUCUGCGUGACCAGGCGGACGGCCUCCCCUACACAUUGACCAGAUGGCCACAUCCUGGUUUCCUAGUGUGAGCACGUUGCUGCCCAUUGCAGCGAUCAUGUUCUACCGACUGGGACGCGACAAUACGACCAUGCAGACCGUCGACCUUCUCCAGGAGUACGAUUACAUCAUUGUAGGCGCAGGCUCGGCGGGUUGUGUGCUGGCCAACCGGCUGAGCGCUGACCCACAGGCAAAGGUUCUCCUGCUGGAGGCUGGUGGAUGGGAAGGCGAGCUGGCUGACAUCCCCCUGAUCGCAGCUACGGUACAGGGAACAGCUCUGGACUGGAAUUACACCACGCGGCCACAGGAGGCCGCUUGCUUCGGCCUGCACGAAAGGCGCAGCAAGUGGCCACGGGGAAAAGUGCUAGGUGGCUCGAGUGUCCUCAACUAUAUGCUUUACGUGCGGGGAAGCCCUCGUGACUACGACCUCUGGCGCGAUCACCAUGGCUGCGAUGGGUGGGGAUGGCAAGAAGUGCGGCCAUACUUCUUGCGCUCGGAGCACAAUUUGGACCCGGACAUCGCCUCUAACGGUCACCACGGGACUGAUGGGCCCCUUCCAGUGAUGCGGGCUCCGUACCACACCCCCGUGGCUGAAGCCUUUGUGGAGGCUGGCCGGCAGAUGGGCUACCCCGCAGGUGUCGACAUCAAUGGAGACAAACUCGCAGGCUUCACGAUCCCGCAGGGUACCGUCUUUCAGGGUCGUCGUCACAGCACACGCCGUGCCUUCCUGGAUCCUAUCCUUCACCGUCAGAAUCUGCACAUCGGAGUCUACUGCCACGUCACCAAGGUUCUCGUGAAAGACGGCAUGGCCCACGGUGUCACCUUCGACCGCUUCUCGGUUGCUCAUCGGGCUCUGGCCCGACGGGAGGUGAUCCUGGCAGCCGGGGCCAUCGGCUCCCCUCAGCUGUUGCUGCUCUCAGGCAUUGGAUCAGCCGCACACCUCAACGAAAUAGGGGUGCCCUUGGUGCUGGAUCUGCCCGGCGUGGGUGCCAACCUGCAAGACCACAUUUUUCCAGGUGGCCUCAACUUCCUGCUAGAUAAGCCGGUGUCCGUGCUUCAGUCGCGCACCUUCACCGUGCGAGUGUUGAUUAACUACCUUGCUACCCGCUCUGGCCCAUUGACGCUGCUUGGUGGAGUCGAGGGCUUAGGCUUCGUGAGCACACGUUACGCCAAUAUGGAGUGGCCAGACAUUGAGAUCCACAUGGCGUCUGGCUCUCCCGUGUCGGAUGAUGGCGAUACCUUCCGCUCAGCCCACGGAUUAAGCAACGAGACGUGGGAAUCAACAUUUCUUCCCUACCUUGGCCGCGAAUCCAUGUCGCUGUACCCUGUGAUUCUGCGACCACAAUCACGUGGCCGACUGCGCCUACUCUCCCGAGACCCGUACGAAGCACCGGACAUCGACCCUCGCUAUCUGACACAUCCGCGGGACAUCAACACUAUGGUUGACGCCAUGAAGUUGUGUCUCCGGCUGGCGGGAAUGCCUGCUCUGCAGAAGCUGGGCACACGUGUGUGGGAGAAGCCGCUGCCUGGCUGCGAGCUGUACCCGUUCCUCGGCGAGGAGUACCUGGCCUGCGUGGCUCGCUCGUACACCAGCACCUUGUACCAUCCGGUCGGCACCUGCCGCAUGGGGCGCAUCAAUGACUCGCGCACUGUCGUGGACUCAGAGCUCAGGGUGAAAGGAAUAGAUCAUCUGCGCGUUGUGGAUGCUUCGAUCAUGCCCACCAUCGUGUCCGGAAAUACCAAUGCACCAGCCAUCAUGAUCGCAGAGAAGGCCUCAGACAUAAUCCAAGAGCAUUGGCAGACGAUUCAUGUCCUGAGCAAAGAAUCCGAUGCAGUAACAACGUCAACGCCCAAGCCCUGAAGCUCUGCCAAAAACCACUGAAAGACUGGACUGUGUCGCAAUGCACUAAGAACGCAGGAUCAAAAGACCUCAUUUCUUUUUCUCGCUUGAAUUGAAAGCGGUAAGCACAUGAAGCAGUAUUUUAAAAGGUGCCCCAAAUUUUUCUUGGGAACGUGUGACAGUGUUUCAAAUUGAUUGUGAUUUUACUUUAUUGUUAUCAUCAUCAUAUAUGUUCCUUAAAGGGCCCCUGGAGGUGCUUUAAAUUGAACGCAAGCAAGCUGAACAGCUAAUGACCGUAUUAUUAGCUAUCUAGCACAAACAGGACAUGCACGACACAGUAUCACUAACAUUUAUCAAUUACUAUAGUGUAUGUGUGCUAGGCUAAUAAUGAUGAUGAUGAGUGUAUAUGUAUACUGUAAUCCGACUUGACGCGGCGCAAAGUAUAAUUGAGCCCGUGGAAUACUCAAUAGCUCAAUCUAUCGAUCGAUUGAGCUGUUGAUUGACUGGUUUAUUAAACGAACCUUGCCACCAGUGACGUCGUUGUAAUAUGGCAGUCAUUGCAGUAUUUUUUAAAGUGUUGAUGCCUUCUUUGUGCAAGAAGUCCAUAA
This is a messenger RNA of Dermacentor silvarum, 2633 nucleotides long. RefSeq names its product glucose dehydrogenase [FAD, quinone]. The coding region runs from base 190 to 2046 and encodes 618 amino acids. The record is from RefSeq and is a predicted model, not a curated record. Gene Ontology annotation, molecular function: oxidoreductase activity, acting on CH-OH group of donors; flavin adenine dinucleotide binding. Lineage: Eukaryota; Metazoa; Arthropoda; Arachnida; Ixodida; Ixodidae. The transcript has a single exon.